GUUUGUGAGAUGGCUGCUGAUAUUUCUGAAUCCGGUGGGCAUGAUUGCAAAGGAGAGCCGAGGGGCAAUACCAAGUUAGAUGCAGACUACCCACUUCGAGUCCUCUACUGUGGAGUCUGCUCAUUACCCACUCAGUACUGUGAAUAUAUGCCUGAUGUCGCUAAAUGUCGACAGUGGUUAGAGAAGAAUUUUCCAAAUGAGUUUGCAAAACUUACUGUAGAAAAUUCGCCCAAACAAGAGUCUGGAAUUAGUGAGGGUCAAGGCACAGCAGGGGAAGAAGAAGAGAGAAAACAAAAGCAGAAGAGAGGUGGAAGGGGUCAAAUAAAGCAAAAAAAGAAGACUGUACCACAAAAGGUUACGAUAGCCAAAAUUCCCAGAGCAAAGAAGAAUGUAACGAGAGUAUGUGGCCUUGCAACUUUUGAAAUUGAUCUAAAAGAAGCACAAAGAUUUUUUGCUCAAAAAUUCUCCUGUGGUGCCUCAGUGACAGGAGAGGAUGAAAUCAUCAUUCAGGGAGACUUUACAGAUGACAUAAUUGAUGUCAUUCAGGAAAAAUGGCCAGAGGUGGAUGAUGAUAGCAUCGAAGAUCUUGGAGAAGUAAAGAAGUGAUUUUGAAAAUUUGUCUCUAUUUAAUGAUUUGAACUGAGAGUUGAUAUGGCCAAAGGGAGAGAGGCCUUUUAAAAAUAUAUAUAUUUAUCCUACAGUAAAACUGUAGACUACCCUCACCCUUGGCAUUUUCACUGUUCUGUAUAAGGCUGCUUGUUUUUUUAUUGCCAAAGUCUAAUAAACAGGGGAGACUGUCAUGCUUAUGCAUGAAAUAGAAUUUAGUCAAAUAAAAAUUUUUGGUCAUUUGGUACUGA
Molecule: messenger RNA, 857 nt
Organism: Lynx canadensis (Canada lynx)
Lineage: Eukaryota; Metazoa; Chordata; Mammalia; Carnivora; Felidae
Gene: DENR
Product: density regulated re-initiation and release factor
Biological process (GO): translation reinitiation; formation of translation preinitiation complex
Molecular function (GO): mRNA binding; translation initiation factor activity
Source: RefSeq, a predicted model, not a curated record